Rhododendron vialii is the source of this 2720-nucleotide messenger RNA. RefSeq names its product transcription factor bHLH137. The record is from RefSeq and is a predicted model, not a curated record. The coding region runs from base 188 to 1195 and encodes 335 amino acids. Gene Ontology annotation, biological process: regulation of DNA-templated transcription. Gene Ontology annotation, molecular function: DNA-binding transcription factor activity; protein dimerization activity. Gene Ontology annotation, cellular component: nucleus. Lineage: Eukaryota; Viridiplantae; Streptophyta; Magnoliopsida; Ericales; Ericaceae. The transcript is spliced from 7 exons.
AGACUAAACUUUUUCCCCCCUUGACUACUGCCUCUCUGCUUCAUCAUCUACCAUAGUCUCUAGUCUCUCUCUCUAGUCUCUAGUCUCUAGUCUCUCUCUCUAGUCUCUACCCUCAUCUUCAAUCACUUUCCUAUAGCUAUACAGACCUUCCAUUUUCAUUUCCAAAGCUUUCUCUCCCAAAACAAAAAUGGCAGCUUUUUCAAACCCAAAUCACCCUUUUCUCAUUCACCCAAUUUUCCUCCCAAACAACUCUGCCUUUUCUCAGGAACCAAACGCCAUCACUCCCACCCCCUGUUUCCCCCAAUUUUUCCCACCUGAAUCUCACAAUACCGAGCCUUACGUGACCAAUAACAUAAACAGUGCAGAUUCCUCGUCAGUGGUCGAUCACAAGGCUGAGAGUGGCGAGCAGGUCACUCAGAAGGCGGUUUCCAUGGCCAAGAAGAGGAGCCAUAGCGAUGGGUCUUCCUUGAGCUCUGUUCAAUCUAUGGAGGCAAGAGAAGUGAAAGGCAGGAAGCAAAAGAAAAGUGACGGCACGAGGAAAGAUGAGAAUGAAAAGAAGCUUAAUAAAGCUGGGAAAAGGGUUCAAAAGAUCAAAGCUGCCGAAGAAGCCCCGACGGAUUACGUUCAUGUGAGAGCCAGGAGGGGCCAGGCUACAGACAGCCACAGUCUGGCUGAGAGGGUUAGGAGAGAGAAAAUAAGUGAGAGAAUGAAGAUGUUGCAAGCUCUUGUUCCUGGGUGUGACAAGAUGACUGGGAAGGCCCUUAUAUUGGAUGAAAUUAUCAAUUAUGUCCAAUCCCUACAAAAUCAAGUAGAGUUCCUCUCUAUGAAGCUUGGUUCUGCGAAUUCGAUGUUCUUCGUUGACUCCGGAGUGGAAUUUGAUGCCUUCUUGCUUACACCUGAGAGAUUGAGCAGCAUGGAAUCCCCAAUAUUGCCAAAUGGGCAGCCAUGCAACAAUUCAUCCCUGCCAAUUGGUUUUCCUCAUGAUUCACCCACCUUCCCACCACAAGACAGUACUUAUCCUCUCCUGGACAACAUUUCUUCUCUCCUAUUUGAUCAGCAACUGCAGUUUCCUCAUACUCUGCACCCUCAGGAUAAUGGACAGCUGGUGUGGGAUGUGGAUGAGCAAAGACAAAAACUUGUGAAUCAAUCUGGAUUGAUCAGCCACAACAACUUCAACUUGUGUUCUUUUCAUUAAUAUAAUUUAUCGAGCUAGAAACAGCUGCAUGCCCUACAAACCAUCUGGUAAGCCCUCUAAUCACUGUCCCAUAUAAUGUAUCACAUGUUUAAUUUAAUCAUUAAUUAAAUAGGAGAACAAGUACUAUAUAUAUAGUCUAUAUAUGCAUAUGGAUAGUUCUUUUUUAUUUUUUUCCGACAAUCAGGGGUGUUCGGGCUAGUUUACGCGCACCUCAACUAAUUCCAUCUCCGGUCCGGUCAAAGGCUGGCCAUCCGCGCUGGACUAUAGAAUUCACAAGAAAUUACUUUCUUGCGGUCCGAUUCCGAGAAUCGAACACUGGUCAAUCGUGUGGGGAGCAAACCCACCAACCAACCAGAUUAACCCAGACUAUACAUAUCAAAUCAUGAAUAGUUAUAGAAUAAUCUGUAGAGCCUUCUGGUUAUUUCACAAGACACCAAAAUUAGUGCUGUGGACAGCUGCAUUUCUAGUGAAAGUUUGGGGCAUAUAUACAUAGUGAUCACGCCAUCAUGUAUGCAUGUGUCUUGAUCUUAAAAAGUGUUGUUCAAAAUACCAAAUAAAUUGACAUGACAUGACUAAUGUGAGCCAUAAUUUCAAAGAUGUCACUGCUAGAUCAUUCUGAGAGGUGCAUGAAAAUAAUCCUAGCAUUUGAUUGGCAAGUCAUACAACGUGAAAAUAACACAUUGUAAAUUUUUUUUUUUUUUUAGUUUAUAAACUUUGAUUUUACCAAUAAAAUAACAAAAAAAUCUGUAUAAGAGAGCUUUCGUCUCGUGCAGACGAAUCAAUGGUUCUGUUUUUGUGAAUCGUUUCUCAUAAAUAGAAUUCGCUAAAAGAUACUAUUACAUCAAAAGAGUACGUAUUUACUAUCUAUGGACAAAGCUUGAAUUGAAUUUCCAACUCUUUUAUUUAUUUCUAAUUCUCAGCAGUUCAAAAAGAACUCUUUUAUUUCUCGAUCGAUUUCUGUUUUGCUUUAUUUUGGUUUUGUCUUUUAAUUUAUUAACAUGGACUCUGCAGUGUGUGAGGAAAAAUCCACAGCAUGCAGCAGAAAUAGAGAGAGGAAAGGACCCCGAAAUGAAGGAUUAAUGCCUAAUUAAGCGAGUACUAAUUACACGCCUUAGUACAAUAUAUAUACACCAGUGGAGACGGGCUCGGAAGGCAGAUCGAUCAGGAAGAAGCAAAAUCAAUGGAUCGAUGAAUUAGAAUAUCUACACUUCUACGUGCACAGAGACACUGAACACAAAUCAUUCGUGAGAGUGAUUAAUCGCACGAUUCGCGAAACCGACUCGACUUUUGAAAGACAUAUCUGUGUUUGGAUCUGUAAACGUAAUUGAUUAUACAUUCAUUUUGUAGAAUACAAGGGAGACAGAUAAGGACAAUGUGUGACCGACCAAACAAUGACCAGAUCUUUGGUAGAUCUUAUGUGGUGGUUAUAAUAGUACGUAGAAAGUUUAGGCCCAUGAUUUAAAUUAAUGUAAGAGAAUUAUAUAUAGUACCGUUGCUGUAUUUUAAUGGCGUGUGAUUAUUCUUA